Molecule: messenger RNA, 1278 nt
Organism: Lottia gigantea (owl limpet)
Lineage: Eukaryota; Metazoa; Mollusca; Gastropoda; Lottiidae
Exons: 3
Biological process (GO): transmembrane transport
Source: RefSeq, a predicted model, not a curated record
UUUGACCAACUACUAUUACUCUUCUAUACUCUAGUAUUAACUUCUAUAGCUACUACAGUAGCACCAUGGUGUACUGUUUUAACUGUUCUAGCUAUUAUGAUAGCAUUCCAAGGAAUUUCUAUGGGAGUAUUAGACACAGGUGGUAAUGUGUUGUGUAUCAAAAUAUGGGGGAGAAAAAGUGCACCAUACAUGCAAUUACUUCAUUUUGCUUUUGGUGUUGGAGCAUGUAUUGCUCCUUUAUUAGCAGAACCUUUUCUAAUGAAUCCAGAACUCUUAGCUCAGGCUAACAACAAUAACGUUACCUCUGCCGAUCUCUUCAACUCUGCUCUCAAUGCUUUGUCAAACAUGUCCAACAUACAGUUUGCCUACAUGAUAAUUGGACUGCUGCUGGCAGUCAAUGCCAUUAUGUUUCUUGUAUUGUAUUGUAAGGAAAAUCACAAAGAUGUCCCAACACCUCAAGAGGAAAAGGAGAACAAACUUCGUCAAGGUACAGCCACGUUUAGAAUUGUCAUUCUGACAUUACUGUUCUUAUUUUUCUUUGUUUACGUUGGUAUGGAGGUUACAUAUGGAGGACUACUUUCAACAUUUUCUGUGAAACAAAUGAACUGGACAGAGCAGGAAGGAGCCACAGUGACCUCUGCAUUUUGGGGGUCGAUUGCUGCUGGUCGUGGUAUAGCUAUUUUGGUAGCGAAACUGUGCUCACCACCAUGUAUGCUCAUUGCAGACUUAUUUCUAAUAAUUCUUGGAGCUAUAAUAUUAUGUUUUGGUACAUUGAAAUCCGAUAUUUUCUUGUGGAUUGGAACUUUGACUCUUGGAUUAGGAAUGUCUUCCUUGUUUCCGACCGGAAUUUCUUGGGCUGAUCAUUACUUUCCUCUGACAGGGAAAUCCACUGGAAUUUUAAUUGUGGGAUCAUCAUUGGGUGAGAUGAUUGUUCCCUUUAUAACUGGAUAUAUUUGUAGUCAUGAGUCAGAAAUGGCGCUCAUGUACUCCAUGUUGGUCUGGGGAUCCAUUUCCCUUAUAAUUUAUAUCAUCAUGCAGAACGUGGCAUCCAGUAAAAAGACUAUAAGCUUGAUCCAUACUCCAUCAAGAGAUGGUUUUGAACCUUUAAGAGAUGAUGAUGAUGUUUUACCCCUAGAUCUGAUUGAAUCUCCAACAUAUACCAAUGGUUUGACAGAGAGUACUCGAAGUCGACAACCCAAGAUACAGUUUAAACCAGAAAAGGAGUCGAAUGGAGAAUAUAAAAGAUUGAUAGAUUUCAGUGAUCAAGAAUUUUCUUGA